Bursaphelenchus xylophilus (pine wood nematode) is the source of this 2219-nucleotide messenger RNA. NCBI's taxonomy places the organism in Eukaryota, Metazoa, Nematoda, Chromadorea, Rhabditida, Aphelenchoididae. The record is from the annotation of a GenBank genome assembly.
AUGGAGAGCUACAUUCGGUCAGAAUUUGGUCCAGUCAAAGUGGCAGAUGUGCCAUUUCAUCUGGAGUAUUUGAACAUCAUCAAAAGUCAUGCUGACCGAGGAUUAACGGCGUUUGUAAGCUUAGAAUACCAGUCUUUUUAUGUUUACUAAGCGGUCAUUUAAUCUAAUAAAUUAACAUCCAAUAAAUCUUGUCUCUUUCAGAUUUCCGCCGAAACUAGGCAGAGAAAAAGCUACCAAGAUCUACUAAAUGUCACCUACUGUGUGAAUGCGUAUCUCCGAAGUAUUGGAUUUGGUUAUAAAGACGUGGUCGGCGCAGUGCUGCAAAACUGUUGGGAAUUUCCGGCCAUUUUUCUUGGUGCUGUCUCGCGGGGUGGAUGUUUUAGUGGUGCAAGUCCUAUUUUCACGGAAGGUAAACAAAAUCGCCGUCAUCAAAUCACUAAUAAUUCUUGCUACAGCCGAACUAAGUCAACAAUUCAAUGAUGCCAAGUGCAAGGUCAUCUUCUGCAUGGAGUACUCGCUUGAAUUGGCGUUGAAAACAAGGAAUGACUGCCCAUUAAUCACGGUAAGUCUGCCAAUUCCUGUACAUUUAACAACAACUUUUUCAGCACAUUGUGGUAGUCGAUUCUAAGCUCAAAAAUCUCCCUCCAAAUGUGGUAACCUUCGAUCACAUUCUUUCUUUGAAUCCUCUAACUCAUGAACUAUAUACGAACGUCGACGUGGAGAAGGAUGUCAUCGCUUUACCGUAUUCCAGCGGUACCACAGGGGUUCCAAAAGGCGUCAUGUUGACCCACAAGAGCUUUGGAACUUUACUGCGCAGUGCUAGCGUGUAAGUUUAAUGGAUACGUAUUAUAGCACAAAGAAGUCAACCAAAACACGAUCAUAAAUUUUUGAUCUCUUCCCGUCAUCAAAAAAAAGAACAAAACAAUAUUACACCCAAAUUUGCAGAAUGGUAAACGAUCAAAUCUUGAUGAAAAUCGAUCCAAACUGGGACUGGAGAAAAGAGUAUCUUGCAUUUACACUUCCAUUUUACCACAUCUAUGGCUUUGGAAUGCUCUGGGUUUCAAUUUUGCACGGCGGCCAAACAGUGAUCCUGCGAAAAUAUAGUCCAGAUACCCUGUUCAAGGUCGUUGAAGACUUUAGGAUCCGCUAUUUGAUGUUGGUCCCACCUAUUCUUGUUCAUAUGGCCAACUCGGACCUUAUGAACAAGUAUGACAUUAGCUCCGUGGAAUUCAUGAUGACCGGAGCUGCGCCAAUGGGAACCGAGCUAGUGGAUGCGCUCAAAAAACGGUUUCCGACGAUAAAACAGAUCUCUCAAGGUAGGAAAGAAACUAGAAUUCACAGGCAAGGCUCAGCAAUCGCCUCGUUCGAAUGUAAAAACACGUCGUAGAUAUGCAAAAUGCAAUAUCCGACAAUGUCGGCAGUAGCGAUUGGUAUUUCACAAUCAUUACUGCAUACAUUGUAAGAUAUUUCAUUUCGCUCAAAGAAACGGCAUGCUAAGCUCAAGAUUCAAUUGUGAAAAAAGACGAUGCAUUAUUUUCUUUCAGCCUAUGGAAUGACCGAGAUGAGCAUGGCUUCCCACCUUCCAGUGUUCGGCCGUGACAAUCCCGCAGCCUCAGGCUGGCUAAUGCCCAACUUCGAGAUGAAAGUCAUUGAUCGAGAGACGGGAAAGACUGUUCCCCGAGGACAGGUGGGCGAGAUUUUGACUCGUUCUCCCACAACAAUGUUGGGAUACUUCAAUCGGCCAAAGGCCACAGCGGAUACUGUCGACAACGAGGGCUGGCUGCAUACCGGAGAUCUCGGGUAUGUUGACAAUGAAGGCUGGACUUAUGUGGUUGACCGAUGCAAAGAUUUGAUCAAGGUGAAGGGACUCCAAGUGGCUCCGGCCGAGCUCGAGGACGUUCUACUUUCUCACGACGAAAUCAAAGACUCUGCUGUGAUUGGGGUUCCUCAUCCCGAAUUUGGAGAAGUUCCCAGAGCUUUCGUUGUCAAGAACGAUCCAAAACUCACCGAAGAAGCGGUCGACAAAUACAUUCUCGGUAAGUUUGAGACCUAAUUUUAUUGUUACAAAACUUUCAUCUAUCUUUAACUUUCAUAUUUCAGAGAAAUGCGCACCUUAUAAGCGGCUAGUUGGAGGGAUCUUCUUUGUAGAUGAGAUUCCCAAAAGUCCUUCCGGGAAGAUUCUCCGGCGUCAAUUGAGAGAUUUCAAGCCCAAAUUGUAA